AUGGCUUCAGUGUUCAUUACAGGUGCAUCUGGCUUCAUUGGAGGCCAGGUCCUAAAGGCCAUCAUCGACCAUCCCCGUGAAUACGGCACCAUCAGGGCGUUGGUUCGCAACCCAGAUGCCGCAAAGCUCAUCCAAGAGGCUUUCCCUCAGGUGCAGACUGUUAUUGGCGACCUUGACAAUGUCUCUCUAAUGGAAGAAGAGGCGGAGAAAGCUACCGUGGUCCUUAAUGUGGCAUCAAACAAACAUAUCGAUAGCGUGCGUGCCAUUCACCGUGGUCUAGCCAAGCGAAAAUCCCCAUCAUACUGGGUCCAAGUAUCAGGUGCCAGUCUCCUGGCAGCCGAUGAGCUAGCAUCAAGCUCGUUCCAGCCGGGCUCAGCUUCGGAUGUUGUUUUUGAUGAUAUAGCGGAUGCUGCCAAGAUUCGCACGCUUAUCAGGGCGCACCCAUCGCGUGUGGUGGACAACUACCUGCUUGAUGUUGCUGCCAGCGAUUACCCCAAGAUUCGAUCUGCCAUUAUAUUCCCACCCAUCGUUUACGGGCGCGGUGAGGGUCCGAUUAACAAGAAGAGCAUUCAAAUCCCCGCAUUGUGUCGUGUGGCACUCGCGCGAGGUCGAGCGGUCCAAGUUGGCAAGGGGCUGAGCCGUUGGGGAAGCGUGCAUGUGCGUGACCUUGGAAGAGUCUGGGCCGAGCUGGCAGAUGCGGGCGCCAAUGGAUGCAAAGUGGCCGAGGUCUGGGGUGAACAAGGUCUCUAUUUUCCGAGCGCGCAAAACAUUUCGUUUGGAGAAAUCUCCGAGCUGGUGGCCCAUGAGGCUCAGGAGAACAAACUCAUUUCCUCUAGAGAGGUCGAGAAGAUUACCCCUGAAGAGGCGGCUAAGCUUCUUCCUGGCGGGAGUGUCUUCUUCGGCACCAACGCGCUCAUCAAAUCACAGCGGACAGAAAAGGAGCUGGAAUUGAAGAAUGCCGAGGAACCAAUCACUGCUGAAAUCGGAAGGGCGCUAUUGGAGGAGGCUAACGUCUAA
Clonostachys byssicola is the source of this 1017-nucleotide messenger RNA. The record is from the annotation of a GenBank genome assembly. NCBI's taxonomy places the organism in Eukaryota, Fungi, Ascomycota, Sordariomycetes, Hypocreales, Bionectriaceae.